GCGCUGGUAUAAAAGACACACUGGCAGCUUUGUAAUCUGUCCAGAGGUUACUCUUAAGUCUAGUUAGUCCCAGUGAGUUGCUUGUCUCAAACCAUAGCUUCUGAGGAGUAUAGGGUGCUACUUUUCAGUUAAAAGCCAUGGCUCUUGGACUCCUUUUGUGGGUUUCCUGCUCUUGCUUUUUGCUAUUUGACGGCAGUGCUGGUUCACCAGCUAUAAAAGGGUAUGGCUACCCAUAUACAGCUGACACACGUAACAUGGGUGAUGACGGAGAAGACGAAGUAUUCAUCGCUCCAACCUUUGAUCAGAGUAACUGGCAGGCAUCAAACAACCAACCAACUGGCCCUGUGUAUGCAAGCUACAAUGAGCCUACAGUUGUGCAGCCGCCAGACUGGGAACCAUCUCAACAAAACCUGCAUGAAACACCUAGUCGUGAAAUUGAGAGACUUGUUAAUGGUGUGUCAAGAGACUGGGAGCUGGAAAACCCUGACAAGCCACUUGUAUUUCCUUUAUUGAGUGAGCCAGCAAAGCCUCAGCCUGGUCCUGUCUGGCCUCAAUCAACAUUUAGCGUUCCCUCUACAAAUGGUAUGUCUGCCUCCUCAAGUAAAGGCUCUACUCAUGUUGGUUCAACCACCUACCAUGCCUCAUCUGCCACCACAGAGGCUGCAAAGUCUCCUAGCUUUGACUCUUGGCAGCCUGAGCCAGAUAGAAGUGGUUAUGGUGUGGCUGGCUCUAGCAGUGACUACAGUGCAGCUGGAGGCAACAUUCCCCAUCUUGUCUAUGAGCAUGUCUUUCGAUACCCCUCUGAGAAUACAGAGCCCUCUAACAGUUAUGGCACCAGCUUCAAUACUGCAGGAGAGUAUGGCCAAGCUAAUUAUGAGAGCAGGGAGUCUUCAACUGGAUAUGCCCCCUCACUAGGGGAACCCUCAUUCCCCAGUUACCCAACUAAUACACAAGCUGACCCAAUCUAUCCAUCUAGGAUGGGAAACUUCCCUGAAAGAGCCAACUAUUUCGGUCAAACCAGCUACCAGCCACAAGAACCAGUUAGCACCCAGAGAAUGAGAGGACCAGUCUAUCCUCCUGCACCUCUUAGCCGUAUUAUCCAGUCCAGAAAUGGCUACGAACGAUCCAGUCAGUCCAUCAGUGAGUCCAGUUACGAGCCAGAAUUUCAGUCUGCAAUGCCUGUGAGCUUAAAGGGUGUCAAGGGUCCUGCACCUGGUAAACCAGCUGCCCCUAAAGGUGUGAAGAAAACUUGAAGAAUGGAUGUGCCCUCUGAAAAUAAAACUUGAAUCUGAACUA
Messenger RNA from Scatophagus argus, 1296 nucleotides. RefSeq lists its product as uncharacterized. The transcript is spliced from 4 exons. The record is from RefSeq and is a predicted model, not a curated record. The coding region runs from base 138 to 1253 and encodes 371 amino acids. Lineage: Eukaryota; Metazoa; Chordata; Actinopteri; Scatophagidae.